GUUUGUAGGAUGUGAGAGAGGAGGAGGAGGUGGUGGUGGUGGAGAGAGGGCAGCCGACGAAGAGAGCGGAGAGGAACGGGAUUAGGGGAGCAGGAGUAGAACGCGAUCGAGGGAAAGAGAGGAGGAGCGAGGAGGAGAGGGUACAGAGGGAGUCGGCGAGCAAGGGGGAGAGAGGCAGAGAGAAGGGAACAACUUCACACAGCCGGUCCUUCUUGCUGUGAAGGCGCGGGACUCGACUUGGAGCCUUCCGCUGCGAGUGGCGGCGUGGUUCGUGGUGAUGGCAUUCGCCGAAGGGGAAGGUGGCUUGGUCGCUUCGGCGAAUCGAGGUGGAUCUGCUGGAUCAAGGCGGUGAUGGUGGUGGUGGUGGUUGUGUGAAUCAAGACGCUGGAUCAAGGCGGUGAUGGUGGUGGUGGUUGUGUGAAUCCAGACGCUGGAUCAAGGUUGGAUCCUGCCCGGGGGGAUGAGAGUUGAGCUCUCCGUGGAGCUCACAGCAGCCGCUAGUGGCAUCAUCUCGUGAAAAGUCGAUGGUGGCCUCAAGGCAACUCUAGCGAGAGCCACCCGCCAAGUCACUGCAGCUCCACUGCUAGCGUGCUGCUGAUGCCAGCCACAGCAUGACCAGCGCUGAGAUCAAGAAGCCACCUGUGGCGCCCAAGCCGCGGCUCCCAGCGCCACCCCGGCCCUCCCAACCUCCCAGGCUGCCCGCCCCGCAGGUCAAUCACACCGACCGCGCCAACCACAAGGACCAGGGCGACCACACCGGGGAAAUAAUCCACGCAGAUCGAGCCAGCCACUCCGAUCAAAUCAACCACGCGCCUCAGGCGAAUCACGCGGACCAGACCAACCACACGGACCGGGUGAACGACGCCGAUCAAAUCAGCCAAACGGACCAGGCCAACCACACCGGCCAGAUCGCUCACGCCGGGCAGGCGAACCAUGCGUCGCCCAGGAGUCAGAAACCUCCCGUGGCCCCCAAACCUAAGGUGGCUAAGAAGCCGCCGGUGGCCGAGGUGAAGCCAACGCCGCAGCAGCAGCAGGCGGUAGCGGCGGUGGCGGCGGUGAGCCCGGCUGACGGCACCAAGCCGUGUCGCGAGUGCGGCAGCCGCAACCGCAAACCGGAUGUCCCGGCGACGGCGGCGCUGCUUGGCUCGUGCUGCUGCCACCGCCACCUGGAUUUCGGCGCCGCCCACGGGCUGGGGCCGACGCAGUGCGGCGAUGGCGGCGGCGAUGGCAGCUGCUGCCUGUGCGCCGUGAGCCGCGUGGCCGCGUCGUGCAAGGGCUGCGAGGCGGCAUGCCGGUUCCGGCGCGUCUCCGACCGGCACGACACCGCAAUCCAUGUGCACGGCUGUGAGGCGGUGGCGCUGUUGCUGCACCGGACAGAGUUUGAUGGCGGUGGCAGUGGCGACGCGGCGCAGCCGGAAUCGUGCCGCGCGGCACCGGCGCCCGGCUCGCCAAAGCCGUCGCUGCCACCGCCGCCGCCGCUGCCACCGCGUUUGCGGUCGCCGGAUCUGGGCGUUAAGGGAUCGGAGAGCCCGCCUCUCGCCGAGGUGGCGCCGCGCUUGCGCCGCGAGCCUGCGGAUGCACGGGCGGCGGGCGCCAUCCGCCCCGCGGCUCCUUCAGCGAAGGCCGGCGCGGAUCCCGGAGAACUCGCGCCGGACGGCCCGGCCGUGCGCGACCGCCGCUGCACUUCACCAGGCGGCGGCGCGAGAGGCACCGUCGAGGGAGAGCGAUCGGGCCGCCUCCCGGUCGCGGCGCCUCCGGAUGCGGGAUUGACGCCGCAACGUCCGGCGAGCGCCGGCAAGAGAUCGGGUGAGAGGUCGUCGGGCUCCCCCGGACGGCCGAGAGCGCGCGGAGAUGUCGGGGCCCCCGUCCCCAAGCCCAGGCGUCUAGUGCCAGCGCCUCACUUCCCGGACAGGGCCACGGAGAGCGUGGCCUCCGACGAAACGGGUCAUGACGACGACCUGCCGGAAGGCGAGCGCUUUGCCGACGGCGCGAUCGAGCAGAACUGCCCGCCGGCCCGGCUGCGUUCGCCCUCGGAGCUUGGCGCGCCGACGCCGACGGAAUGGCCGCAGGGUGGCUCGACGGCACGGGAUGUCGCGGGCGUGGACGCCGGCGGAGAAAUGGUUAGCAGCGGAAACCGGUCCCCGGCGGAACGCCCCGGCAACGAGUGCCGUCGGUCGACGACGUGCGGAAACGAACCCUGGCCUCCCAUCGGAGAACGGGCAGCGUUUGACGAGCACGUCACGCCGGGAGGCGCAGCAACCGAGCCGAGCGAGCUGGGCCAGAGGCUCCGGCGGCACGAGGAGGACGCGGAGCGGACGACCAGGGCCCCGCCGCUCAAACCGAAGCGGGGGGGAGGAAAUGUCCAGUCGCCGGCGCCCGGCACGGCCGCGGAGUUGGAGCGAGCCCAGCGGGAUGGCGACGCGGACCGGGCGGCGACGCGGAGGGGCGCCAGCGUUGGCGGCGGUGGCGGCGGUGUCCACUCGAUAGACCGGAGGCGGCCGAGCUUUGGGCCUCCUCCCCCGCCGACGCUCCCUCCCAAGAAGGAACAUUCGAGAGGCGACGACGCGGGCCGGAAGAGCUCCCGGGCGGCGGAGGCGGUGGCGGCGGCGGCAGCGGCGGCUUGCCUCAAGGACAUCCCGCCGCCGUUCCAGCCGGCCGACAUCACCCAGAGGCCGAUCGCAAAGUACUCCCCCCGACCGGCGGAGGGAGACGGGCGGAGCGGCGUCGUCGGCGGCAGUGGCGGCGAAGGGAAGAAGAAGAGCUCCUUCAGGAACUUCCUUCCGCUGCGGUUUUCGGGGAAGAGCAAGGUGGAGAUCCGGCUGUUUGGGAGCGCGGAGUCGCCACCGGCGCAGGGGGUUUGCAGGGACCUGCGUUGGCGAGGAGGGAGGCAGCAGCAGAGGGGGGAGCUCGCGACAUCACUCACACGGAGGAGCAGCGAGAGCCAGGUCCAGCGCAGCAAAGUGCGGACGUACACGCGCACAGGGUCGCGCAGGGUCACGCGGGACGACGGAGUGGUGGACCCCCCUCUCCCCCCGGGGCUCCGCACGCCGCCCCCCAAACCACGCUCCAUCUCCUUCCCGUGCGCCAGCACGCCCAAGCACGGGUGCGCCGACUCGGACGCCGCGUACAAGAGCGUGGAGCAGCGCGUGGAGCAGCGCGUGGAGCAGUGCGUGGUGGAGCGCGUGGCGGCGGUGCCGCCGCCACGCCCGCGUGGGAGAAGCCUUGGCUUCCAGGAUCUCCUCCGCGGUGGCGGCGGCGACCCCCGGUGGGGUGACCCUCGCGCGGAGGCCCUCCGCGGCGACUCCGACCGCCGCCACCGUGUUGACGGCGACGAUGACGACGACGAAGAAGAACCCUUCUCCUACGUGGACAUGAACUCCUUCCUGGACGCGGAGGACGGCAGCUUCUCGGUCGCUGGCGCCAGGACCGGCCGGAUGAAGAGCUUCGGCGACAGCAUCCAGUCGGACGAGGACGUUCCCGACACCUCGUCGGAGGAUAACGACGAGGACGACGAGGAGGAGGACCGGGAGGAGGAGAAGACUGGAUGCUCGAUGUCGCUCAAGGCGCCAGGAACGCUGCUGCGCCCGCGUGCUUCGCCGCUGAGCGAUGUGGAAGUGAAGAGAAACAAGGCGUUCCACAUCGCGCGCGAGAUGGUCAGCUCCGAGAGAGUGUUUGUUGAUGUCCUGAAGCUGCUACACAUUGAUUUCCGUGGCGCGGUGGUGAGCGCCGGCGUGGAGGCCGGCAAGCCUCUGGUGGAUGACAAGACGCUGUCCCAGAUCCUCCUCUACCUGCCCCAGCUCUACGAGCUCAACCAGAGCCUGCUGCAGGAGCUGGAGGAGCGCAUGGCUCACUGGGAGGAGGAGCGUGAGCGCAUCGCCGACGUGAUCAUGCGCAAGGGGCCCUACCUGAAGAUGUACUCCGCCUACAUCAAGGAGUUUGACCGCAUCACCCUGCUGCUGGACGAGUGCUGCCGCAAGUGCCCGCCGUUCGCCGCCGUCGUGCGGGACUUCGAGAUGAGCCCCCGCUGCGCCAACCUGGCCCUGAAGCACCACCUGCUCAAGCCGGUGCAGAGGAUCCCGCAGUACCGGCUCCUGCUCACCGACUACCUCAAGAACCUCACUCCGGAAUCCGCAGACUACAAGGACACGCAAGCCGCCCUGGCGAUGGUGAGCGAGGUGGCUGACCAUGCCAACGACAGCAUGAAACAGGGGGACAACUUUGAGAAGCUGAUGCAGAUUCAGUACAGCCUUACGGGACAUCACGAGAUAGUUCAGCCCGGGAGGGUCUUCCUCAAGGAGGGGACGCUCAUGAAGCUCUCGCGCAAAGUGAUGCAGCCUCGCGUGUUCUACCUGAUGAACGACACUCUGCUGUACACCACGCCGCAGCAAGGAGGCACCUACAAGCUGAACAACAUGCUGUCGCUCGCGGGCAUGAAGGUGAGCAAGCCAUCGCAGGAGGCCUACCAGAACGAGCUCAUCAUCGUGAGCGUGGAGCGGUCCUUCAUCCUCUCCGCCAGCUCGGCGAGCGAGCGGGACGAGUGGCUGCUGGCGAUCUCCUGCGCCAUCGACGACUACACACGCAAGCGCAUCUCCUUCACCCACACCUGCGGAGGCGCCGGUGGUGACGGUGGUGACGGUGGCGGUGACGGCGGCAGCGGCCAGAUGGACACGUUCCAGCGCUCCGAGUCCCAGCUGGGACACAAGGCUCCCAUCUGGAUCCCCGACUCGCGCGUCACCAUGUGCAUGAUCUGCACCUGCGACUUCACCCUAACCUGGCGCAGGCACCACUGCCGAGCCUGCGGCAAGAUCAUCUGUCAGGGCUGCUCCUACCACCGGUACCCGCUCAAGUACCGCAAGGAUCGUCCGGAGCGCGUGUGCGACCAGUGCUACGCGUCGCUCGGCAAACGCGACAAGACGGUGGUGCUGGGGAGGAGUCCCCCGUCUCAGAGUCGCUCGCCGGGGGGGGCGCUGUCGUCGGUGCUGCACAGCAUCACCCCCUCGCCCGGACGCAAACUCAAGAGGGUUCCCGCGGCACUCAAGCAGGUGGCGGGCACCGAGGGCUCGUCGAUGAGCGGCUACCUCCAGCGCUCCAAGGACAACCGCAAGCCGUGGCGGCGCCUCUGGUUCGUGGUGAAGGACAAGGUCCUGUACACGUACGCCGCCAGCGAGGAUGUGGUGGCGAUGGAGAGCCAGCCUCUGCUGGGCUUCACCGUGCAGGGCCCGACUGCUCGCGACUGCAGCUUCCAGCUUUUCCACAAAACCACGCUCUUCCGGGCCUUCCGCGCCGAGGACAGCGCCACCGCACUCAGGUGGGCAGAGGCCAUAAAGGCGGCCACGGUGCUUGAGACCGGCGAUCCGCUCUCACCCCCUUUCUGAUGCUGCGCCCCGUUCCUGCGACUGCCGGCGGCCGGCGGUGGCGGCGGUGGUGGCGGCGGCGGCGGAAGCCCUAUGUCGGCCGGACGUUUCUCUUCCGAGCCUCGCACCGACGAUUCGCCGCAUCUCCGAGUGCAGCCGCGAGUCGGGGUGUCACGAUUAAUGCGUGGGGUUGGGGUUGAGGUGGGGAGGGUGCCGAAAUUAAAUACAGAAUUGUUUCCCUGGGUGUUUUUGUCGCGGGACUGGACGGGUCGGCGUUGUGCGACCGCCGUAGGGAUUCAUGAUAGCGAUGCUGAGCGGGGGGAGCACGAGGGAGACGGGUUCGGGCUGUAAUGUGUCGGCUGCAGGGUAGGCCCCAGGGAUUCCAAACUCCGUUCCUUAUGUCCUAACGUGCUUCCCCUUUCCACCGCUGCCCGUCUUCUCCGUCGAAUCACGAGUGAAGUCGUUAUACGCUUGUCGCACAUGCCGGAUGAUUGCUAAACACGUACCCCGUACCCCGCCACCCCCCCCCAUCCCCGUCUUAAUUCGAGUUGGCGCUGUCUGAUGGUGCUGCCACAUUUCCCACGCGCGCACGCGGUGCUAUCUACGCCACGUGGAACGUACACUCGCGCUCUCUGAAUUUGAAUCCGUGCUCUCUGCGGCCUGUGUGGGCCAAAGAUGAAGAAGGCAAAAGUCCCCGCCUAUAGACGUCGCAGCAAAGUGCUGUUGGGGGAUCGUGCUGCUCGCGAGCACCUAUGAAGGGCCACGUGCGAGUCACGUGCAACGCACACACAGAGGAUCUCUUAUUUGGAAUAAUUCCUCUACGUGUCACGUGAGGCACGCAUGUACACACGUACAUGCGCGCAGUGCAGUCGGUGUUCUCCUAUAACGCGUUAGUAGUCGCGUUCCCGAAGAACACCGCGUUACGGGAAAGUCGCUUUCAAAUAAAUAAUGUAGGGCUAAAGCACAGUCCGCGAUAACACGCCAGAUGCGCACGCAGGUCGAAGAGAAAGACCGAGGCGCGUGGGUAGCAUUUUGAAGCAUCCAGCAGCAAUCCCGCCUUGUGCGACGAUGCUACGCCGAGGCAGCCGUACGACCGCUCGUUCCUACUCGCACUGCGACGCAUUUCCAUUGGCUCGAUCGCGUUAUAUCUACUUCGCACGCACGUUAUAAAAAAAAUUAUCUUCCCUACUGCAUUCAGCAUCUCGUUAUAUCCAAUUCGCGUCGUCAAAACAACACGUGGUGUUGUAGGAGAACAGACCGCAUCUCCAUUUGAAUUUGGAUCAGCGCUCUAUGUCAACGUGGAUCACGUUGACCAAUCAUCAGGUUUGUGAGGCGUGCACAGCUACCGAUUUACAUUUCGGAGGACAAUUGGGCGGCCGCGUGAUUGCAGUCGCUAAACGAGCGGCGGCGCAGCGGUUAGCGCACGGUGGUACGACGCUGGAUGAAGGUUAUAUACUCGUUGAGUUGCGUGACGGAAUGGAAGAGAGCAGGUCUCUCGGCUGUGGCAUUUUAAUUGUUUUUUUGAGUUUGCGGUAACUAUAUCCGUUCACACUCGCUAGUAUUGUAUAUUAAUGGCAGUAUUUGCAGAUUCAGUAAGGGAACAACUUGCAGUAUUGUAUCGGCUGAUGUCCUUCAUGUUAAUAUUAAUAUCACAGAGAUCUUGUCGGUUGAUUUUUUCCCCGUAACUAUUGGCCGGCGGCGGGCGAUCG
Petromyzon marinus (sea lamprey) is the source of this 7063-nucleotide messenger RNA. RefSeq names its product FYVE, RhoGEF and PH domain containing 6 (gene FGD6). NCBI's taxonomy places the organism in Eukaryota, Metazoa, Chordata, Hyperoartia, Petromyzontiformes, Petromyzontidae. Gene Ontology annotation, cellular component: cytoplasm. Gene Ontology annotation, molecular function: metal ion binding; guanyl-nucleotide exchange factor activity. The record is from RefSeq and is a predicted model, not a curated record.